AUGUGCCUCGUCACCCUCGACCGAACGCACCCCCCACGCGUCCUGCCUUGCCCCAUAGCGUCAUCCCCGACGAGACCCGCAGCUGCGCCCCACCCCGUUCCCCUCCGGCGCAGCCCGCGCAUCCCGGCGGCCCGCCGCGCCCACCUCGGCUGCCCGCCGGUGCCCCGCUGCCCUGCGACGCCUGCUUCGCCUCGCCGUUACCACGCACACGACCUCGCAUGCCCUACCCACGCACCGCCGCGCGCGCCCGCGUGCUUCCCCACUGCGUUCCGCUCCGGCCCGCGCCCAGCACGCCCCGCCUGCCUCGCUCUGCCGCGCUCGUCGCGUGCAACGGCGGCCAAGCCCCACACCGCGCGUGCACGCGCCCUCCCCUCCCGCGCGUCCUCGCCACCACUCUGCUCGCCUGUUGCUGCACUGCAACCCGUCGCCGCGCCCAUCGCGCUCCCGCCGCCUCGCGCCGCGCCUGCGGCCCGGCCUGCGGCGCCGCCUCUAGCUACCCCGCGCCGCUCCUCCUGCACCGGCCCACACCCCGCUGGCCGCCGGCGCCCCGUCGCCCUCUCCCCUGGUGGCCUGGGCGGGCGCCCUAACGGGCGGCUCCCGUGCCCGGCAACCGCGUGGCCAAGCCCGCCCCACUAA
Aegilops tauschii subsp. strangulata is the source of this 636-nucleotide messenger RNA. NCBI's taxonomy places the organism in Eukaryota, Viridiplantae, Streptophyta, Magnoliopsida, Poales, Poaceae. The record is from RefSeq and is a predicted model, not a curated record.